GGAGAAGAGAGAGAAGACCGCGUUGCUGCCUCACCGCCGCUCACCGCGCCGUGUUGCGUCGCUGUACAGCCGUGUCGAAGAAGGAGAGGCAUCGCUGUUUUGAACCCGCAUCGCCGUCACUAUCGACUGUGUCAGCUGAGGGAGAGUGAGAGAGGAACGAGAGAGCCCACGAUGGAGAAAGUGGAGAUGCCGCAACUGUACCAGACGCCGUCAAGCCCGCCGAGCAGAAGCCAUUCACCACUGCCAGACCUCCGUCGCCAGCGAUUCGCUGCCGCUGAAGCUCAUCACUGCUACUGUGACACCGCCGCGGAGAGAGGGAGUGAUGUGAUUAAAGAGAGGAGGAGGAAGGAGACCCAUGCGCCGUCGGAGACAGUGUCACCCAGUCGCCACCGUUCAUGCCUUGCCGUUGCCAGGGUUGCCACCGCCGCGUCUCACCGCCAAAGAGAAGCCUUGCCUACGCUGUUGCCGAACAGGGCCAGAUUUACCGAUUAAUGCUACCGCCGCCAUUGGCUUGCCAUUUCUGCUCGGCUGUGCCCUUAUUCGCCAUUCUGAUUGUUGAAAGGAAAUGUUGUCGAAGCUAUAACUUCUCCGU
Molecule: messenger RNA, 592 nt
Organism: Arachis ipaensis
Lineage: Eukaryota; Viridiplantae; Streptophyta; Magnoliopsida; Fabales; Fabaceae
Source: RefSeq, a predicted model, not a curated record